UACGAGCCGGGCGCGGAGCGGCCCCGCGCGGCCCCGUGGCAGCCCCGGCGCUGGCGGCAGCAGCUCGAGCGCAUCCGGCACAUGCGGAGCCGCCGCGACGCGCCCGUGGACCGCAUGGGAGUGCAGACGUGCUGUGACAGCGGCGCGGCGCCGCAGGUUAUGCGCUACCAGGUUCUGCUGUCGCUGAUGCUCUCCAGCCAGACCAAGGACGAGGUGACGUCGGCAGCCAUGCAGCGCCUGCGCCAGCGGGGCCUCACGGUCGACAGCAUUUUGCAGAUGGACGAUGCGACGCUCGGGCAGAUCAUUUAUCCCGUGGGAUUCUGGAGGACCAAGGUGAAGUACAUAAAGCAGACGACAGCCAUCCUGAAGGAGCAGUACGGGGGCGACAUCCCGAGCACCGUGGAGGAGCUGGUGAAGCUGCCGGGAGUCGGCCCCAAGAUGGCCCACUUGGCCAUGCACAUUGCCUGGAACAGGGUGACCGGGAUAAGUGUGGACACCCACGUGCACAGAAUCACAAACAGGCUGAAGUGGGUGAAGAAGGAGACGAAAUCCCCGGAGGAAACGCGGCUGGCACUGGAGGACUGGCUGCCCAGGGACCUCUGGAAGGAGAUAAACUGGCUCUUGGUGGGCUUUGGCCAGCAGACCUGCCUGCCCGUGAAUCCCCGCUGCGGAGAGUGCCUCAAUCGGGACAUCUGCCCAGCCGCCAAGAGACGCUGAGGGACGGCGCAGCCCUCGCAGGGCACGAGCUGCUCCACGCAGCAGCCAGCCCCGGCUGAGCCCUGGAGGGCUGCUUUGGAUGGGGACGAAUGUGACCUGGGGACGAGGAGCCGCUUGCAAGGACUCGGCUCUCGGGACGGCCCGAGCGCCUGGAAGAGCGCGGCCGUCCCGCUGCGCCCACGCGGGCAGCUCCAGCUCUGGUGGGUGCCCCUGCCUGCCCCAGAGCAGCCG
Nothoprocta perdicaria is the source of this 948-nucleotide messenger RNA. It is a transcript of the gene NTHL1, whose product is annotated as nth like DNA glycosylase 1. Gene Ontology annotation, molecular function: oxidized pyrimidine nucleobase lesion DNA N-glycosylase activity; DNA-(apurinic or apyrimidinic site) endonuclease activity; 4 iron, 4 sulfur cluster binding. Gene Ontology annotation, biological process: base-excision repair, AP site formation; base-excision repair; nucleotide-excision repair. Gene Ontology annotation, cellular component: nucleus. NCBI's taxonomy places the organism in Eukaryota, Metazoa, Chordata, Aves, Tinamiformes, Tinamidae. The record is from RefSeq and is a predicted model, not a curated record. The annotation marks the transcript as partial. The transcript has 5 exons.